AUGGAGAGCCAGAGGGUGGUCGUGGUCGUGGAGGACGCGGCCGCCGCGCGGUCGGCGCUGCAGUGGGCCGUCGGCAACUUCAUCCGCAGCAGCGACUCCAUCACGCUGCUCCACGUCUGCCCGCCAGCGCGGUCGCGCCGGAAGCGCCGCCGCCUCCGCCUCGGCGGCUUCCAGCUCGCGCUCGCCUUCAAGGACCUCUGCAACGGCAUCGCCGAGGCCAAGGUGGAGAUCGUGGUGACGGAGGGGGAGCUCGGGGAGACGGUGGUGGCCACGGUAAACCAGCUCGGCGCCACCACGCUCGUCGUCGGCCUCCACGACAAGAGCUUCCUCUACAGGGCGCCGAGCCAGUACAGCAGAGUCCGGAGCCUGGGCUGCAGGGUCCUCGCCGUCCGGCAGCACGCCCCGGCGCGGGGCGGCUUCUUGAACGCCGAGCUCACCCAGAUCGAGACCGUCAACUUGCAAAAUCAGAAUAGAAAACAACGGGCGGGCAAUGUGCAAUGGGUUGGUUCAGCUGCUAAACAUGACAUCCUUGGAUUCCUGGGCUCUGAUCGAGAUUAG
Molecule: messenger RNA, 558 nt
Organism: Miscanthus lutarioriparius
Lineage: Eukaryota; Viridiplantae; Streptophyta; Magnoliopsida; Poales; Poaceae
Source: the annotation of a GenBank genome assembly